AUGAGCGCCGAGGAGGAGCCCGGGUACCAGACACCACCCACCUGCGAUCUGCUCGAGCUUCUGCUGACGAACAGACGCCCCACUGGAGCCGUCAACGAGGUCUGGCCCGACCUCUACAUCGGAGACGCGCGCACGGCUCAGGAUAAGAGUCUGUUGGUGGAUGUGGGAAUCACACACGUGGUGAACGCUGCAGACGGCCCCCAGCACAUUGACACAGGGCCGGGUUUCUACAAAGGCACCGGCAUACUGUAUCAUGGAGUGGAAGCAGCAGACUGUAAAGAUUUCGACUUGUACCCGUUCUUCACGGAGACGUCUGAUUUCAUUCACGGCGCUCUGAGUCAGGUAGGUAAGGUGCUCGUCCACUGUGCUCGAGGAAUCAGCCGCUCUUCCACCCUCGUGUUGGCCUUCCUCCUGAUCAGAGAGAGACUCUCCCUGGUUGAGGCCGUUAAGGUCGUUCGCCGGCACAGGAACAUUCUUCCCAACCUCGGGUUUCUGCAGCAGCUCCGUCUCCUGGACUCAUCCUUGGCUCCUCAGAGGAGAACAACAUGA
This is a messenger RNA of Limanda limanda (common dab), 549 nucleotides long. RefSeq names its product dual specificity protein phosphatase 13B-like. NCBI's taxonomy places the organism in Eukaryota, Metazoa, Chordata, Actinopteri, Pleuronectiformes, Pleuronectidae. The record is from RefSeq and is a predicted model, not a curated record. The coding region runs from base 1 to 549 and encodes 182 amino acids. Gene Ontology annotation, molecular function: MAP kinase phosphatase activity; protein tyrosine/serine/threonine phosphatase activity. Gene Ontology annotation, biological process: negative regulation of MAPK cascade; protein dephosphorylation. The transcript is spliced from 3 exons. Gene Ontology annotation, cellular component: cytoplasm.